Messenger RNA from Lucilia cuprina (Australian sheep blowfly), 2534 nucleotides. RefSeq names its product origin recognition complex subunit 3 (gene Orc3). Gene Ontology annotation, molecular function: DNA replication origin binding. The transcript has 5 exons. Gene Ontology annotation, biological process: DNA replication; DNA replication initiation. The coding region runs from base 116 to 2329 and encodes 737 amino acids. Lineage: Eukaryota; Metazoa; Arthropoda; Insecta; Diptera; Calliphoridae. Gene Ontology annotation, cellular component: nuclear pre-replicative complex; DNA replication preinitiation complex; nuclear origin of replication recognition complex. The record is from RefSeq and is a predicted model, not a curated record.
AAUAAAGAAUAGAGUGAAUAAACUUUAAAUAGAAUUGUGCAGAUUUAAGCAAAAAAUACAAGAAAAAUCAAGUAUAAACAAAACAUACAAUUACAAAAUUGAAAUAGUAAUAACAAUGGAUCCCACCAUAUCAGUAUCAAAAGGAUGUUUUGUUUUCAAAAAUGGAGCAACACGAGCGGAUAAAACUAAGAAGUCCAGCAAACGUAAAAGAACCACAUCCAUUAGUGACAACGGCAUUUUGGGUAAAGAAAUAACGGAUCAACCAUUUUAUCGGGUUUAUCGUGAAAUGUGGCAAAAGAUACAAACACACAUAGAUGAUUUACAAAGGGAGAGCAGUGCUCGCACCUUAGAAGAUUUGGUGGAUUAUGUUGUUAGGCAAAGUAGAGCGGGUGAAGAGGAAAACUUGGGCAUGGAAGAGAUAUUACCAGCUGCUGCUCUUCUCACUGGCAUAAAUCAACCCGAUCACUUGGACCAGUUUGAUAACUUGGGUCAACGUAUCAAUGAGAAAAUAUCCGCCAGUAUUUGUAUAUUACAAUCUCGUGAUUGUUCCACCAUCAAGUCGGCCGUAGAGACAUUAGUACAUAAUUUUGUUGAAGCUCCUCAGGCAGAUGAGAACGAUGAUCGUGAUAAUAAACGUCUACGGAAAUCGCAGUGUACCAUGAAACAAUUAAAACAUUGGUAUCGUAAUAAUUAUCCAACAGUUACAGCUGAGUCGAAACAGCAGCUAGAUAAUGGUAAUGAAACGGAUGCCAGUAGCAUAAUGAGUAAUGGCAGUACUAAUGCUUUAGAACGUCAUAUGUUGGUGGUUAUAUUGCCGGAUUUUGAGUGUUUUAGUGCUGCUGUUUUACAAGAUUUAAUAUUGAUUUUAAGUGCCAACUGUUGUGAUUUACCUUUAUGUAUGAUCCUGGGUGUGGCCACUUCAAUAACGGCCGUUCACAAUGCUUUACCUUAUCAUGUAACGUCAAAGAUUAAAUUGCGUGUAUUUCAAACACAAGCAGCACCAGUUAGUUUAAAUGAGAUCUUGGAAAAGGUUAUACUCUCACCUAAAUAUGCUUUUCAUUUGUCCGGUAAAGCUUUUAAAUUUCUUACACACAUCUUUCUCUACUAUGAUUUCUCUGUAAAUGGUUUUAUACAAGGAUUUAAGUAUUGUCUCAUGGAACAUUAUUUCCAAGGCAAUGCUUACGCUCUCUGUACCAAUUACUCUGCCUCUCUAACCAAAAUCAAAGGUAUGACCCAUGAUGAUAUGGAGACCAUACGCAAACAACUCUCCUUUCGCCCCUAUGUGGAGAGUAUUAAUGAUUGCAAACGCAUAAUAUCCAUUUUAACAGAUGACAACUAUUUGAAAAAGAAACUACCCAGUCUUCUAAAAGAUUGCCAUGUGUACUUUAUGUUAAAGCGCAUAUUUCUCGAAUUCUUUACAGUUUUAGUAGAGGAUUUACCAAAAUGUCCUUUGGGUAAAUAUCGUCGUGAACUGUAUGCCAAUUGUAUGGCCAAAGAGUUGAGUACUCAGCCAGAAUAUAAAGAAUCUUGGCAAAUGUUGUCGUUUAUGUCUAAAGAUGAAUUUGUAGCUAAAAUAUCGAAUGCUAUAAAAACUACACAGGAUUUCUUUGAUCAAGAGAUAAAAGGACAUUUGGAAUUGUCGGAAGAUUGUGAGAAAAUCGUUGAGGAAAAGUUACAUAAAGUAAAGGAACUUAUAACCAAAGUGGUAAUGGCUGGUAUGGAAAGUAGUACAACAGGUGGAGAGUCUCAGAAUACGGUAACAUCGCCUGAUGAGCUAAAACAGUUAUCUUCUCGACAAGACUUAAAGGAAAAACUCUUGCAAAUGUCCAAACAACAAAAACCCAUAUCAGAGUUUACACGUUCGGUACAAGAAACUUUAGACUAUAUAGAACAACAAAUAGUGUCGGUACAUUUGGGUUCUAUGCAAAAGGCUCCUCCACUACACGAACUGUUUGUAUUCAGCGAUAUAUCUACGGUUAGACGUAAUAUUAUAGGAGCCCCAAGAGCUGCUUUACAUAUGGCUCUCAAUAAUCCUCAUUUCUAUUUGCAAUGUAAAUGCUGUGGUCUUAGAGAACAUUCCCAAUUGCUGGCCACUUUGCCAGAUCUAUCGAUUAUUUAUAAAUUGCAUUUAGAAUGUGGUCGCAUGAUAAAUCUUUAUGAUUGGCUGCAGGCUUUUCGUUCGCUGGUAGAUUUCACUGAUGAGGAACAAGAACAAAUUAAUCCACAAAUACAGGCCCGAUUUACCCGCGCUGUGGCAGAAUUGCAAUUUUUGGGUUAUAUUAAAAUGUCUAAACGUAAAACGGACCAUGCUACUCGUUUAACUUGGUAGUUUUAAGUGAAAUUUUUGAAUCGAAUUUCUAGAUUUUUGUUUUCGCAAAGAGAAAAUCAAUAAUUGUUUCUUAAUUUUUUUCUUUAUUUGUUAUUUUCUUUAAUUUAUUCAUUACUUUUCAUAUUUUCAUUAUUUUGUACAGUUUUUUUCAUUGUAAAAUAAAGUAUUUUAAAUAAAUUAUGCAACUGCAUGUUUUUCAAUGCAA